Morone saxatilis (striped sea-bass) is the source of this 3820-nucleotide messenger RNA. It is a transcript of the gene znf608, whose product is annotated as zinc finger protein 608. Gene Ontology annotation, biological process: regulation of transcription by RNA polymerase II. Gene Ontology annotation, cellular component: nucleus. The transcript has 9 exons. Lineage: Eukaryota; Metazoa; Chordata; Actinopteri; Moronidae. The coding region runs from base 2 to 3820 and encodes 1272 amino acids. The record is from RefSeq and is a predicted model, not a curated record.
CAUGUUCACAGUGCCAGCUCCCCCUGCUCCAGGCCACCCCGGGGGCCCCGGAUCCUCUCUGCCCUCUGCCCCCUCCUUCUCCCCUCCGGCCCUGCCCACCUCUAACCCCAAGCAGCUGGUGGUGAGGACGAGGUCUAUAGGCACCAACACCCAGGAUAGUGGCGUUUCAGGAGCACUGGAGGGCGACUCGGCCUGUUUGGGGCCCUGCCAGCCCGGUACAAGCGUCAACCUGGAGGGCAUUGUCUGGCAUGAGACUGAGGAAGGUGUGCUGGUGGUGAAUGUGACGUGGAGGAAGAGAACCUACGUAGGAACUCUGUUAGACUGCACCAAACACGACUGGGCUCCUCCAAGGUUUUGUGAGUCUCCCUCCAGUGAUCCUGAGUUGCCAGGUGGGCGUGGCCGGGGUAAACGGAUGCGAAUGGCCAUGGCCGAACGGCCCUGCGUUGAGCCGCCCCCUGCUGCCAAAGUUAGGGGUCUAUCACAGCACAGGAGCCGUGGAGGUGGUGUGGCUGGAACCACUGCACCCAUCCAUAGCAAGGGACGGAGAGGAAGCCUGAACCUCAUCAACAGCAACUGCCGAACACCUCCUUCUUUUUUUACUGUGGAGGAGGUGAAACCUGCAAACAGCACCUCCUCACUCUCCUCUGGGAAGCGAAAGAACAAACCGCCAGCUGACCUGGACCUCAGCCUGGUCUCCUCAGAUGACAUUAAAAACGGGAAUGGGAAGAGGAUCCGAGCCAAAUCCCGCAGCGCCCCAUCCACACCGCAGGGCAAAUCUGACCCUUCUUUCAUGGACCCUGGAGGAGGUUGUGCCUCCUCACCGCCUCCCCCACCAAUCCUCAUCGACUGCCCCCACCCCAACUGCACUAAACGCUACAAGCACAUCAACGGCCUGCGCUACCACCAGACGCAUGCGCACCUGGAGGCUGAGGAGCAGAGGAAGCCUGAGCUCGAGCCCAUGAAGGAUGGGGAGAGUGAGGAACGACUGUCAGACUGUGAGGACACCAUCAGCAACAUGACAUAUGACCUCUCAGAGACAAACAACAGCACUAAUGCCAACAGCUCUUCUAAGAAACCUGCUCCUCUAUAUAAGGUGACCACCGUGGGAUCUCCUAAAAACAGAAGGCUACUUCUCAGCACUGACCACACCUCCACAGCCAACUCCAAGACCAGAAGAACCUCAUUGCUGAAAGAUGGGCUGAUUGAUGACCUUAGCAAUCUGCCCAUCAUCUCCAACAUGACCGUAGUUCUGGAGAAUUGCAUGGUACCAGACAGGAACUCCACAGUAGAGAUGCCCAAGCUGGAAGCAGAAGGUUUGAUUGACAAAAAGGGUGGUGCAUGUGACAAGGGCAAAAAGGCCAAUGGGAAGGUAGAGAAGCUGUCCAAGUCAAGGACCAACCGGCCGAUCGCUCCAGCCCCUGCUCCCCCUAAGCUUAUCGCCAUACCCAACACGGCAUAUCCAACUGGCACAGCAGAUACUGCCACCUCACAGCAGCCCUCACCUAUGGCAGCCGUAGGCCUCACAAGUAAAAACCUUCCCUUAAAACCCAUCAAACCAAAGCUGAGCAUUGUUGUGGAACCGAGCCUUGUCAAAGCCACCCUGGUUACCUGCAACAAAGAGACCAGGAAGAAAGAGAAACGGAGGCUGAAGGACAAACAUAACAAAGAUGCGUCAACCAGGACACCUAAUGGCGACAGUAGUGGAAUCAAAAUGGAAGAUGGUGGUGGUGGUUCUAAAUUGGGUGUCAAGGAAAUUACUGGAAGCCUUCUGAAGGAGCAUCUCAGUAAGCAGGAUGUAAUGAAUGGGCUCACAGAGAGCCAAGAGAGCAGGAUGGCCAGUAUCCGAGCUGAGGCUGACAAAGUCUACACCUUCACCGACAACGCCCCCAGUCCCUCUAUUGGUGGUUCAUCGCGGCUUGACCCCAGUGGUACUUGCCUGGCAUCAGCAGACAGCAAGAACAACAGCCCCGCCUACUCUGACAUCUCAGAUGCCGGGGAUGAUGGGGGAUCUUCUGAAUGUCGCUCAGAUGGAAUCAGAUCCAAGUCUAGCUCCUCAACCUCUUCAGAGGUGAGCUCUAACAGUAACCAUGGUAACUCUGGUAAAACCCCACCCAUAUCAUCUGCCCCAUCAUCAAAGGACCCCCAGUCCCCGUACUACCACAGCUACGAGCCCUACUACCUGCCGGGGUACAUGCAGUCGGACAGGCAAAACAGCAGCAGUGUUGCCUUCCACAAAAGCUCUGGCCUUGAUGGCAAAGGGAAAGACAGAAAGGAAGAAGUGAAAGAGGACGAUAAAAACUCCUGCCAUGAGUUUUCAGACUCAAAGAAAGGCGACGGGCCACCUCAGUCUCAGCUCCAGCUGGCUAUGAGUCAGACCCAGACUGCAUUGGCCCAGUCGCUGUAUUACGGCCAGUACUCUAGAGGACUGUACAUGGACCAGAAACUGUUACUGGCCUCCAAAUGCUGUGACCAGACGCACAGUGCCAAGCAGAGGGGUGAGCGGGGACAAGGGGUGAGAGACAGUGAGGACGAUAAACACAUGGUUGGGGGUUCAGCUGGUGGACCCAUGCUAGGUAAAGGUCCAGAUGGUGCUAAAGGUUGCUGUCCCAAACCCAUCCUGUCCUACGUGGAGAUGAGUGAGAGGGGAGAAAGGGGACAGAGUCUGGGCGUAAAGGCAGUGCACGGUGGCAUGGUGGACCAGCACCAGGUCUCGAUGAAAGACUGUGAUGACAUCAAGUCACCGUCCUCUUCCUCUUCUUCAUCACUCCACAACCCAAACAGUCAGACAGAUCUGGACUCAAAUGUUUCCUUUUCCAGUGUAAAGGGACGCCACACUCCUAACAUCACACCUGUGAAUGGCCGCCUGCUGUUGAAACGUCGUCAUCUUUCAUCAACAUCACACUCAGAGCCAGUGAUAGAUGGUCUGUCUAUGGUUCUGUUCACUCAACCCUCAGACGGCCCGGCCUGGGCUCACUGCCUGGUUCACAGCAAAUACUCAGAGCUACAGAGUCAACAUGGGGAGGAGGCCGAGGAGGGUGAAGCAGACAGGGGAAAAGAAUGGGGAACUACCAUGGAGCCUGCUGGGGCCAAGAUGACCUCAGGAGGAGGAUGUGGAGGAGAGAGAGGAGGAGGUGUGGGCGGAGAUGCUAAAAAAGCCAGGGUACAUGGAUCCCACGAUCUCCUGCCCUCCAUCGACAUGGAGGAGUCAGACAGGCUGGAGGGGCUAGAUGAUCAGGGCCAGGAACCAAUGGGAGGGCUUUCUGAAGAGUCCCAGAGUGCCCGGGCGGCGGUUUCUCCUCCCAUGACCCCCCAGCAGCCCUACAUCCAGUACCAGCACUCCUCCUACCCACCUUACCUGGCAAUGUGUGAGAGCAGUGGGGGCUCCUACAGAGGGGUGUCCCCAACCCUGGUCCACAAUUACCCAGGUUUCCACUACCCUCUUUAUGGUAAGACGGCGGGCAGGGAGGAGUCAGAGGUGACUCCCCCCAGCAGAGGAGGAGUGGUGAGCAGCAAGCAGAGCAGUGAUUCGUCCUCGUCCUCAGCCAUGGAACUGCUGCAGCAGCAGAGCCACCAGUACCACGGAAAAUCACCUGCUCCCGGCGAGAAGGGUUCCCCUGAGGGAGAGAAAGAGACGGAGCGAGAGAGGAACCAUGUGUCAUUCGCCCGACACCUCCACACACACCAUCACACUCACCUGGGUAUGAGCUACAACCUGAUGUCAGGACAGUACGACAUCUACCAAGGGCUGAGCUCCAGGUCGCUGGUCUCCAGUCAGCAGGUGUCAGGACACUCCUCUACAGACAGCGAAGGGAAGAAGUAG